UAAACACACUGUAGGCCGAAUAUAAGCCAACCCAGGGAAAUUACUCCACCAGACGUUCAUCUUCAACGUUUGCUUCUGGUUUCCUGUGAAUGUUUAUGUUUGUCCGCACGACGCAGCGAGCUCACCACCGCUGUGCACGGAGGAGGAAGAGGCUAUAAGUAGCUCCUGAAGUCCGCCAUGGCCUCCUUUGGAUGGAAGAGGAAGAUUGGUGAGCGAGUAUCUAAGGUGACUUCUCAGAACUUUGAAAAGGAGUCCGCCGAUGAGUCCGCUGACGCGGAGAGCGAUGACGUGGACUGGCUGCACUCCAUUAAGCGCAAGAAGGGAAUUCUUCUGGAGGACAAUAUCGCUAAAAGUAAACGGCUGAAGGACGAAGGAGCCUUACUGGCCCUCGACGGAAGCCACUGGGAGGCUAUAAAGAAAUGGGAUGAGGGGAUCAAUUUAACCCCAGAAGACGCUGCUCUGUAUGAGAUGAAGGCUCAGUCUCUUCUGUGUCUUCAGGAGAUGUUUCCAGCCGUACAAGCAGCAGAAACCGCAGUCAGCAGGAACCCAAAGUUUGUGGAAGGCUGGCAGACUCUGGGACGGGCACAGCUGGGUAUAGGAGAAAUAGCGAUGGCCAUUCGGAGCUUCCAGAUUGGGAUCCACAUCUGCCCUUCUAACAUGGAGUUAUGGGAGGAAGAUCUGAACUGGGCUUGCAAGCUUCUCCAAGAGAAGGGACAAGUGGACGCCGCAGAAGCUCUGGAGAGGAAGCGGGCAGAUUUCAGUAUUGAACAGGCCUUAAUCCCAGACUAUGACUUUGAGGGUGACGAGGUGGUGGCGGCCUGUGAUGCCAUCUCGCGGACCGAGAAGGUGGCGGCUGCCAGCGGCAAAACUAUUCUUGUUUCUUCAUCAGGAGAGGUGGCGAAUCAGGAGCCAACGAGAGACAAGGCCUCGACCUCCGGUGAUGACCAGAAGUUGUUUAUCAAAGCUCGAUGAUUGGAAGUUUUUUCAUCUGUGGCGCUGAGUGUCCUCCAGGACGCGGCUGUAGAAGGAAAAGGGACUAUAAAGAUAUAUCUAUACCCAGAUUUUAUCGAUCCGUAUGCAACUGUCAGCUUUGCCCUUUGUUGUGUUUAUGGUGGGGGUAGUUGUAAAGAUGUCUUCCCAGGAUGAUAAUAAUAAUACCUUUUCAAAGGUUUUUCACAUUUAAGGUUUUUUCUUACUGGUCAUUCAUACACUUUAGACAGUCACAUCGGUGGGAUACUGGGUGGUAAGAUUGUCUCAUGUCCUGAAAUAAGGUGUCCCAGCCAUGUACGUUCUCACAUAACCACCAUUGACUUCAUUGAGUAGACUGGUGCAAAAGUGGAGCAAUGUCUACACCAAACGGAGCCCCGACCCCAACAUUCCCACCCAUGGGAAUCCUAUACACCUCUGAAUGACAAGCAAAAAAUAGUAAGACCUCAUGCACAUAGCAGAGACUUUUGCAAGGAGGUUGUACGCAGGCACACUAAGCCUCAAUAUAAGCCUAAGCCUGCUCCGAUCCAUCCUUCCUACAUACUGCUGCAGCCAAUCUCUGUGCUUAGAAGUCUCACGCCGUACACUGCUGAGGCCAGUGAUUGGCUGCUGCGGUAUACGGAGCCAGACAAUACGUCACCGACUGCCGCUCAGAAAGAGGACCGAGCAGUGGCGUUUGAUCAGAGCAGGUGCAGGAAGGGAAGUUUAGUUUUUUUUCAAAUUAUUUUACCUCUGGCA
This is a messenger RNA of Bufo bufo (common toad), 1725 nucleotides long. RefSeq names its product tetratricopeptide repeat domain 33 (gene TTC33). The transcript has 5 exons. The record is from RefSeq and is a predicted model, not a curated record. The coding region runs from base 178 to 972 and encodes 264 amino acids. Gene Ontology annotation, molecular function: protein binding. NCBI's taxonomy places the organism in Eukaryota, Metazoa, Chordata, Amphibia, Anura, Bufonidae.